Messenger RNA from Hydra vulgaris (swiftwater hydra), 595 nucleotides. RefSeq lists its product as uncharacterized. The record is from RefSeq and is a predicted model, not a curated record. NCBI's taxonomy places the organism in Eukaryota, Metazoa, Cnidaria, Hydrozoa, Anthoathecata, Hydridae.
ACCUGAAAUAAUAAAUUAAAUUCAUCAAUAAAAUUUAAAUCUUAUGUUUAAACAGAGUACCCAGAUUUUACUGUUGUCGUUUAGUAUAUAAGGGGAGAAUUUACGCAUAACUGUACUUGAGUUCUUUGCUGUUGUUUGCUUUGAGCGGAUUUCAAGAUGAAGAUCGCCAUUAUUAUUGCAUCUCUUGCACUUUUGUGUUGCACUUUUUCUGCACCUGUUCAACAGGAUGAUUGCGAGAUUUUUUUUAGUAAAGAGUUGUGUUCAAGUUACAAUAGCAUAAAAGACGAUGAAUCAAUAAGCAAUGAUAGUCUUGAAGCAAAUGAUGUUGACGAGGCCACUCAAGAAUUUUUAAGAAACGCUUUGAAAGCUAAAUUGGAUUUUCUUAUUAACCUUGGAUUGUUACAAAGAAUUCCAUUUAUUGGGCAAGUCAUUCACGAUUUUGUUGCGGCCGAUCCUCAAGGAGUUGCUGAUGCUUUAAAGGGUGGAAUUUUUGGUGUUAUUGCAAUUGGUCAAAAAAUCAUUCAAAGACUUCUUCAAGGAUAACUUUAUUGUUAUAAAUAUAUUUUUAGACAAAUAUAAUAGUUACUUACAUUAA